AUGAACAUCAUCAUGCAAAACUUAAUAGAGAGACUAAGACCCCUCGUGGGUUUGAACGGAUGGGACUAUUGUAUCAGCUGGAAAUUGAGUGAAGACCAAAGUUUUCUUGAGUGGUUGGGAUGCUGUUGUGCUGGCACCGAAAGCAAUCAAAAUGAUGGGGAAGAACAUAUUUUCCCUGUCUCUUCAGUGGCUCCAUGCAGGGAUACCAUGUUUCCGCACUCCAGAACAAAGCCUUGUGAUCUUCUUUCCCAUCUUACCACUUCCAUUCCUAUAGAUAAUUCAGGGAUUCAUGCACAGACACUAUUAACAAAUCAACCCAAUUGGGUGAACUAUUCCAAUGGCUUGGAUCCGAACAUUUUGGAAGAAACAAUUGGGACCCAGGUUUUGAUUCCGGUGCCAGGUGGACUAGUUGAGCUGUUUGUAACCAAACAAGUGCCUGAAGAUCAUCAAGUAAUAGAUUUUGUGACAACCCAGUGCAUUGCACUGGUGGAGCACUCAAUAAGCUUCAACAUUGACGUGAAUUCAAUGAGCAACAUGCAACCAAACCCACUUGAAAACGAAGGGAAUAAGAGAAACAACCUUUUUCAGCCUUCAGAAACUUCGAAUCUCCCACAUGACAUCCCAAUGGACCGCAUUGGUCUAUGCACUUCUCCACUGAACUUGAUGCAACAGUUCAAUUACAACCAACAGAACAGAAUGAAAAAGGAUGCAUUUUCUGAAGAAUACCAAGGCUCCUUCCUUCAUGACAAGCAAACCAACCCACUCAAAUCCAUUUCAGAAGAGGACCAUGAUGCUUAUCAGCAAUGCAUGAUGACAGAUUCCCAAUAUGUGGACAUGACGGAGAAGCAAGAACACGACAAGGACUUGCUCAAACAUGUCGUGGGUCGAUCAGAUUCAAUGUCAGAUUGCAGUGAUCAGAAUGAAGAAGAAGAAGGUGGCAAGUAUAGAAGAAGGAAUGGAAAAGGAAACCAGUCCAAAAACCUUGUGGCUGAAAGAAAGAGAAGGAAGAAGCUCAAUGAUAGAUUGUAUAACCUUCGUUCUUUGGUUCCAAGAAUCUCUAAGUUGGAUAGGGCUUCCAUUCUUGGGGAUGCUAUUGAGUAUGUUAAAGAUUUGCAAAAGCAAGUGAAAGAGCUCCAAGAUGAGCUUGAGGAAAAUUCAGACACAGGAGCUGAAAGUAACUGCAUCAAUGCCAAUAACAACAACAAUAAUCAAUAUGUUGGUGUAGGUGAACUUGGGCCAAAAGCUGAACAUGGUAAGACCCAAACUGGGUUUCAUGUAGGGACCUCAGGGAAUGGAUAUGUGACAAAACUGAAGCAGGAAGAUGCUGCUGCAAUGGACAAGCAGACGCAGCAGAUGGAGCCGCAAGUGGAAGUGGCUCUGAUAGAUGGGAAUGAGUACUUUGUGAAGGUGUUCUGCGAGCACAGGCCAGGUGGGUUUGUGAAAUUGAUGGAGGCGUUGAACACUCUUGGCAUGGAUGUAGUGCAUGCCACGGUGACCAGCCACAAGGGUCUUGUGUCAAAUGUUUUUAAAGUGGAGAAAAAGGACAGUGAAAUGGUUGAGGCUGAAGAUGUGAGAGACUCACUAAUGGAGCUCACGAGGAACCGAUCUAGAGGAUGGACUCAUGAGAUGACAGCAACAUCAGACAAUGGUGUGAGUAGGGAUCAACAUCACCUAAGCAGCCACCAAAUGGGUGCCUAUCACCCGCAUCAAUUUCAUAGUUAA
Messenger RNA from Abrus precatorius (Indian licorice), 1722 nucleotides. RefSeq names its product transcription factor ABORTED MICROSPORES. The record is from RefSeq and is a predicted model, not a curated record. Bases 1 to 1722 code for a protein of 573 amino acids. Gene Ontology annotation, cellular component: nucleus. Gene Ontology annotation, molecular function: sequence-specific DNA binding; protein dimerization activity; DNA-binding transcription factor activity. Gene Ontology annotation, biological process: regulation of DNA-templated transcription. NCBI's taxonomy places the organism in Eukaryota, Viridiplantae, Streptophyta, Magnoliopsida, Fabales, Fabaceae. The transcript has 7 exons.